Molecule: messenger RNA, 528 nt
Organism: Peronospora matthiolae
Lineage: Eukaryota; Oomycota; Peronosporomycetes; Peronosporales; Peronosporaceae
Source: the annotation of a GenBank genome assembly
AUGCGGUGUGCAGUUAAAGCAGUUGGAUAUGCAGCAAUCACAACAAGAUUCGCUGCGACGGAUAAGGCAAAUGCCGUGAACGCAGCAGGAGAUAACUCGCCUUCUGCACCAUCUGAUGCAAUCUCACUCGGUGAUGCACCGCUUGCCCUUAAUGAUUACUACCUCGAGUUGAUUUACGCUGGUGAGUCGGACGGCAAAAACGAGUCGAUGAAGGAUUUCAAGAAGACGGAUCUGAAAGCUGCGAUGACAGAGCCGAGCAAGCCGGCCUUGCAAAGCGAUGUGAGCCUCUCCAAGCGCCGUGACGUCUCAGAUCGUCCGAGGAGUCAGUCGAUCAAUUAUGACGUUGAUGCACUUUUGCGUCACAGUCAAGACCACCGUGCUGACAUCGGUGUCGGUAGUUUAUUGGCUCCAGGCAGAAAGCCAGAGACUGCUACGUAUUGCGUGUUGCUAUUAAGAAGAAGACAUAAUCGACUCUUCAUUAAGUGUUUGAACGCUAUUCCGACAAAGUGGGCGAUCGUUAUCAAAUAG